Messenger RNA from Oryzias melastigma (Indian medaka), 999 nucleotides. It is a transcript of the gene htr2aa, whose product is annotated as 5-hydroxytryptamine (serotonin) receptor 2A, genome duplicate a. Gene Ontology annotation, biological process: G protein-coupled receptor signaling pathway, coupled to cyclic nucleotide second messenger; chemical synaptic transmission. Gene Ontology annotation, cellular component: membrane; dendrite. Gene Ontology annotation, molecular function: neurotransmitter receptor activity; G protein-coupled serotonin receptor activity. Lineage: Eukaryota; Metazoa; Chordata; Actinopteri; Beloniformes; Adrianichthyidae. The record is from RefSeq and is a predicted model, not a curated record.
GAUCUAGCAGGAAUCUCCAUGCCCAUCCCCGUGCUCGGCCUCAGAGAUCACUCCAAAGUCUUCAAAGGAGACAGCUGCCUAUUGACAGACAACAACUUUGUGCUGGUGGGCUCCUUUGUAGCCUUCUUCGUUCCUCUCACCAUCAUGGUAGUCACCUACUUCCUGACCAUAAACGCUCUGCAGAAUGAAGCCACGCUCUGCUUAGACCAGCUGGUCCCUCGACCCAAGUGGAGCACCACCUUCACUUUGAGCUUCUUGCCCCAAGCCUCCGUCUCCUCCGAGAAACUCAUCAGGCGCUCCAUCAGCCGGGAGGUUGGAGGUAGAGGAAGCAGCGGUGGCUUGGGCACGGCUCGGGGGAGCGUCUCAGGCUCACUGUUCGGACGGCGAACCAUGCAGUCCAUCAGCAACGAGCAGAAGGCGUCUAAAGUCCUCGGGGUGGUGUUCUUUCUCUUCGUGGUCAUGUGGUGCCCGUUCUUCAUUACCAAUGUACUGGUGGUGGUUUGUGACCCGGCUGCAUGCAACGCAGGGGUCAUGGGGGGACUGUUGAACAUUUUUGUCUGGGUGGGGUACUUGUCCUCUGCAGUGAACCCGCUGGUCUACACACUGUUUAAUAAAACCUACCGCGCUGCUUUCCUUCGUUACCUUCGCUGCCAGUAUCAGCCAGAGAAGAAACCCCUCCAGCUGAUCCUGGUGAACACCAUCCCGCCACUGGCUUACACCUCCACUCAGCUGCACCUGGGAGACGUCAAGAAGCUACGGAACGGUACAGAUCACUGUGAUGGUGCGGGGAAGGAAUCUGCCCUCCCCGGGAAGGAGACAGACAAACGAGAAAAAACUUCGGGAGACAAAGAUGAAAGCUGUGUAUGAGGAGAAGGGAGAUUAUAUAUUUUGUUUAAAGUCAAUCUGUGCAAACCGUAGUUUUAACUAAAUCUUUGUAUUGAACCUGUGUGCUCACACUGUCCGAGUUCAGGGGUUUGAUAAUGAAAGUUCAAGUGCCUA